AUGGGACAUUUGCGAAACAAGCAACGCCGGAAUCAGGCAAAGGAGGCAGCAUUGCAGCGAGAGGAACGGUUGCGACGGUUGGAAGAAAUGGAUCUGGAAAAUAUGCCACUAAGGUUGGACAUCAAAAGAAGGCUAACGUCGCGGUCGGACCGAGUAAAAUCGGUUGAUCUGCACCCGACGGAACCAUGGAUGCUAUGCGCCUUGUACAAUGGCCACGUGCACGUGAUGAACUACGAAAACCAACAGCUGGUAAAAGAUUUCGAAGUCUGUGAUCUGCCGGUACGGUGCGCCCGUUUUGUAGCCCGCAAGAACUGGAUCCUUACCGGUUCCGACGACAUGCAGGUGCGCGUGUUCAAUUACAACACCCUCGAGAAGGUGCACUCGUUCGAGGCGCACACUGAUUACGUCCGAUGCAUUGCGGUCCACCCAACGCAGCCGCUUAUUCUUACGUGCAGUGAUGACAUGUUGGUGAAGCUGUGGAACUGGGAAAAGAUGUGGGCGGUACAGCGCGUCUUCGAGGGCCACACGCACUACGUCAUGCAGGUCGUGUUUAAUCCGAAAGAUAACAACACAUUCGCCAGUGCAUCGCUUGACCGUACGGUGAAAGUGUGGCAGCUGGGAUCGAACGUUCCCAACUUCACGCUCGAAGGCCACGAGAAGGGUGUAAACUGUGUGGAUUAUUAUCAUGGCGGUGACAAACCGUACCUCAUUUCGGGGGCUGACGAUCGGCUGGUGAAAAUCUGGGACUACCAGAACAAAACCUGUGUCCAAACGCUCGAAGGGCACGCACAGAACGUUUCAGCCGUUUACUUCCAUCCGGAGCUUCCGAUUCUGCUCACGGGUUCGGAGGAUGGUACAAUCCGGAUUUGGCAUUCGGGCACUUACCGACUGGAAACGUCGCUAAAUUAUGGUUUUGAACGGGUGUGGACGAUUGCUUGCAUGCGUGGCACAAACAACGUGGCGUUAGGCUACGACGAAGGUUCCAUCAUUAUAAAGGUUGGCCGCGAGGAACCCGCCAUGUCGAUGGAUGUGAACGGAGGCAAAAUCGUAUGGGCUAGACACUCCGAAAUGCAGCAAGUUAAUCUGAAAGCACUCCCAGAAGGAACAGAAAUCAAGGACGGUGAACGGCUGCCGGUAGCGGUUAAGGACAUGGGUGCAUGCGAAAUUUAUCCACAAACAAUUGCCCACAACCCUAACGGAAGGUUUGUGGUGGUGUGCGGUGACGGUGAAUACAUCAUCUACACGUCGAUGGCCCUACGCAAUAAAGCAUUCGGUUCCGCGCAGGAGUUUGUGUGGGCAUCGGAAAACAGCGAGUAUGCAGUGCGUGAAUCGAGCGGCACGGUGAAGCUGUUCCGUAACUUUAAGGAACGCAAAAGCUUCACCCCGGACUACGGUGCAGAAGGUAUCUUUGGUGGGCAGUUGCUUGGUGUGAAAACUUCGUCCGGAUUAACGUUUUACGAUUGGGAAAAUUUGGAGCUAAUCAGACGAAUCGAAGUGCAGCCAAGGCACGUAUUUUGGAAUGAAGCCGGCACGCUGGUGUGCUUGGCCACCGAGGAUUCAUAUUUCAUACUGAAGGUUGACAUCGGCAUGAUUCAAAAUGCUCUUGCUACGAAGCAACAGUUAAAUGAAGAUGGUAUCGAAGAAGCUUUCGAUGUUCUGGGCGAAGUGAACGAACUGGUGCGUACCGGUCUCUGGGUGGGCGAUUGUUUCAUCUACACCAACUCUGUAAACCGAAUCAACUACUACGUUGGCGGUGAAAUCGUCACUGUUUCGCAUCUCGAUCGGACCAUGUAUCUGCUUGGUUACGUGCCGAAAGAUAACAGGCUAUAUUUGGGCGACAAAGAAUUGAACGUGACCAGCUUUGCCCUGCUGCUGUCCGUGCUCGAAUACCAGACAGCUGUUAUGCGACGCGACUUUGAUACGGCGGACCGUGUAUUGCCGACCAUCCCGAAGGAGCAUCGUACCCGGGUGGCCCACUUCCUGGAGAUGCAAGGAUUCCGCCAGCAGGCGCUACAAGUCUCGAUCGAUCCGGAGCAUCGGUUCGAGCUGGCACUGAAGAUAGGCGAUCUGGAUACGGCCCUAGUGCUGGCCCGUGAAUCCGACAGCCCACAGAAAUGGAGUCAGCUUGCCGGUAUUGCCACCAGCAAGAACAAGUUCGAUCUCGUAAAGGAAUGCCUGACGAAUGCAAACGAUUACGGUGGUCUCCUGCUGCUGGCAACCAGCACGGGCGAUUCGGACAUGUUGCGGAAUCUGGGCGAAAAUGGUGUCACACAGGGCAAGUUUAACAUUUCCUUCCUGUCCAUGUUUUUGCUGGGUGAUUUAGAGAAAUGUCUAGAAAUUCUGAUUCAAACCAAUCGGAUACCGGAAGCUGCAUUCUUUGCUCGGACGUACUUACCAAGCAAAAUUUCACACGUGCUCGACAUUUGGCGUACCGAGUUGGCCAAAAUCAAUGAAAAGGCCGGCCAAAGCUUAGCUGAUCCGCAGCAGUAUGAGAAUCUGUUUCCCGGAUUUUACGAUUCGGUUAAAACACAGCAAUUUCUGCUACCGGAACGAAGCACCCUGCUACCCGCCAAUGUCGCUACCAAAGUACCACUUAACAUUGACCGCACGCCUAUCGAUGAGAUGAAAAUGGCGGAAAAUGAGGGAAAGUUUGAUUACAAUCCAAGUGCAAGCAGCGAAGCAAUCGUAACGUUAACGAAUGGAAACGUUAGCGAUAGUGCCCCAUCGGUUUCAAAACAUCCCGAACCAACCAUCGCGAACAGCGUCAACUCCUCGGACAGCAGUACCACGCAGCUACCACCUGUAAGUGUACCGCCGACGAUAAAUACCGGUGCGACGGUUGGCAAUGUAUCGGCAGCGCAAGUCAAACGGAAAAGUUCGCUCGAUGAUUUCGAGUCGGAAAUAGAAGCGUUGAUGGAUGAUAAUAUUGACACUUCGGAUGUAAAUAUAGACGACGUGGAGUUGAGCGAUGAUUGA
Molecule: messenger RNA, 2976 nt
Organism: Anopheles marshallii
Lineage: Eukaryota; Metazoa; Arthropoda; Insecta; Diptera; Culicidae
Gene: beta'COP
Product: coatomer subunit beta'
Exons: 15
Coding region: 1-2976 (991 amino acids)
Biological process (GO): intracellular protein transport; retrograde vesicle-mediated transport, Golgi to endoplasmic reticulum; endoplasmic reticulum to Golgi vesicle-mediated transport
Cellular component (GO): COPI vesicle coat
Molecular function (GO): structural molecule activity; protein binding
Source: RefSeq, a predicted model, not a curated record